UCCCCCUCCUACAAAUCCAUCUCUCUCACACACAGUCACGGUGUAAUAACACACAGUGACAGUAAAAACACACACACACAGUGACAGUAAAAACACUCACACAUAUACAUACAGACAUAUAUACAUACAUACACACAUACACACAUACACCCAUGGCUAGCAGACAUGAAUUUGCAGAUACUUACACAGAUACCAGUGAAGAAGAAGAAGAUGAAGAAGAAGAAGAAGAAGAAGAAGUACAACAACAAGAAGAAGAGUCUAAAGAUUCCAAAGGAACCAUCUCUACCACGUGCCGUCCACGUGGUCGGGUGCCGCUGGACCCAAGAUCCGGCUGGAUUCAAGAUUGGAACCGGGUUUUCCUUCUGGUCUGCACCACCGGUCUGUUCAUCGACCCACUGUUUUUCUACACAUUUUCCAUCAGUGAAUCAUGCAUGUGUGUGUUCGUCGACGGGUGGUUCGCCGUCACCGUGACGGUUCUCCGGUGUGUGACCGACGCCUUGCAUUUGUGGAACAUGUGGUUGGGGUUUAAGAUGAGCAGGUGGUGGAGAUCACCGCGCCACCACCGUGGGUUGAGCCAUGAUGACGAUGUUGCACGUAUCACGGCGGCUCGGAUCAUAACCAAGGCCAAGAAAAGCUUCUUCUUUGAUCUCUUUGUUAUCCUUCCUAUACCCCAGGUGGUGUUAUGGGUAGUGAUUCCGGCGUUGCUAAAGAGGGGUUCGACGACGGAAAUCAUGACCGUCGCUUUAAUCAUGUUCUUGUUCCAAUACCUACCCAAGAUUUAUCACUCGGUAUGUCUUUUACGACGCAUGCAAAAUCUUUCGGGAUACAUUUUCGGCACCGUUUGGUGGGGAAUUGCUCUCAAUUUGCUCGCCUACUUCGUUGCCUCUCAUGCCGUGGGAGCUUGUUGGUACUUGCUUGGUACGCAACGAGCAGCAAAAUGCUUGCGGGAAAAAUGCAUGGAAGCAAACGGACGUUGUGUUGCAAGAUUUUUGACAUGUCAAGACCCCAUUUAUUAUGGCUCGAAUAACUUCGUAAAAGAUCAGACGAGACUCUUGUGGGGAUUGAACAAAGAGGCGAGAUCGACUUGCCUUGAAAACGAUGACAAUUUUAGCUACGGAGCUUACAAAUGGACUCUUCAACUCGUUGCCAACGAUAGUCGUUUGGAAAAGAUACUCUUUCCCAUUUUUUGGGGACUUAUGACGCUCAGUACGUUUGGGAACUUGGAGAGCACGACGGAUUGGUUAGAAGUUGUUUUUAUCAUCAUUGUUCUCACAACGGGGCUUCUUCUCGUCACCAUGUUGAUUGGAAAUAUCAAGGUGUUUUUGCAUGCGACAACAUCAAAGAAACAAGCUAUGCAAUUGAAAAUGAGAAAUAUAGAGUGGUGGAUGAGGAGGAGGCACCUCCCUCAGGGAUUUCGACAACGAGUACGAAACUAUGAGCGUCAACGAUGGGCGGCAAUGCGUGGUGUGGACGAGUGUGAUAUGAUACGCAAUCUCCCUGAAGGUCUUCGGAGAGACAUUAAGUAUCACCUUUGCUUGGAUUUGGUUCGACAGGUACCUUUAUUUCAACAUAUGGAUAGUUUGGUCCUCGAGAACAUAUGUGACCGCGUUAAGUCCCUCAUCUUCACCAAGGGAGAAACCAUUGCACGAGAAGGAGAUCCAGUACAACGAAUGUUGUUCAUCGUAAGAGGCCAUCUACAAAGCAACCAAGUUCUACGAGAUGGAGUCAAAAGCUGUUGCAUGUUAGGCCCCGGAAACUUUAGUGGCGACGAGUUGUUAUCAUGGUGCCUCAGACGGCCCUUCAUUGAGAGAUUACCUCCAUCGUCAUCGACACUGGUCACCCUGGAGACAACCGAGGCUUUUGCUCUAGAAGCUGAUGAUGUAAAGUAUGUAACGCAACAUUUCAGAUACACGUUCGUGAAUGAAAAGGUGAAAAGGAGUGCACGAUAUUAUUCUCCAGGGUGGAGGACAUGGGCGGCGGUGGCUAUUCAGUUGGCAUGGAGGAGGUACCGACAUCGGUUGACUUUGACUUCGUUGUCAUUCAUUAGGCCAAGGAGACCGUUAUCAAGGUGUUCUUCGCUUGGGGAGGAUAGGCUCAGGCUCUACGCAGCUUUGUUGACUUCACCGAAGCCGAAUCAAGAUGAUUUUGACUUCUAAAUAUAUAUAUAUCGAUGUGAAAAUAAAAUAAGAUGGGAACUAUAUUUGUAUAUCUGAAUGUUAAACAUUGAUUAUUUUAUUUAUUUAAAAAAAAGAUAUGCGACAUGUGAUCAUGUU
Cynara cardunculus var. scolymus (artichoke) is the source of this 2273-nucleotide messenger RNA. Its product is annotated as cyclic nucleotide-gated ion channel 4-like. The record is from RefSeq and is a predicted model, not a curated record. The transcript has 8 exons. Lineage: Eukaryota; Viridiplantae; Streptophyta; Magnoliopsida; Asterales; Asteraceae. The coding region runs from base 153 to 2156 and encodes 667 amino acids.